Messenger RNA from Hordeum vulgare subsp. vulgare (domesticated barley), 1749 nucleotides. RefSeq lists its product as uncharacterized. The record is from RefSeq and is a predicted model, not a curated record. Lineage: Eukaryota; Viridiplantae; Streptophyta; Magnoliopsida; Poales; Poaceae. The transcript is spliced from 4 exons. Gene Ontology annotation, biological process: cellular response to high light intensity. Bases 1157 to 1684 code for a protein of 175 amino acids.
CUUUGUCUGGUGCGAGACCAGUAGCAGCGUAAGCAUCAGGCACCCAUGCACGGCUUAAGUUUCACCGUCCGCCGUGUUAAAAAAAAUAGUUUCACCAUCUGCCUAGCCUAGCACUGACGCACGCAUCUCGCCCUCAUCUCUCAUGGCACCCCAGCAGCAACUCCUCCUCCUCCUGCUUCUCCUGGCCACGCCGUUGCCGCGGCCGGCCGCCGCCGACGAUGGGGCCGCCGGGCAACCGCCGCUGGUGCAUCCGUUCUUCUACUACUCUCCUCCGCCGCCGUUCGCACCUCCUCUCACCGGCCCGCCGCCGACGCCGACGCCGUGCAACUGCGCGCAGAUGCCGCCGCCCACGGCUGCUUGCAACUGUGGGAGGAUGCCGCCGCCUGGGAUCGACCGCCGCAGCCCGCCGGCCGGGCGCCACGGGCUCCAUUCCGGGUCCCACGCACAGACCGGAGUGCAGCUCCACCCCCGGAUGCUCUGCGCUGUCGCCGCCGCGCUCCUUCUACGGUGGCGCUAGUCACUCGCCGCUGUGCCACUCAGAUCUGUACGUGUGUGCUACUGUGCUAUGCCAUUACUGCUUGCAUGCUUACCCGGGACAGGGGAAUUUCAUCAAUUUUCUGCGAGUUUAUUUCAAACAAGUUCUUGCAGUGCACCUAGAAAUUCCGGUGGGCUCGAUUAAUCUCUCUGGCCAUAUGUAUGGAUUCGGUUGUUGCAAUCCGUAUUAGAUGGAAGUUGAUGACUGGAGAGGGUGUUGAUGGCAUGCAUGAUCUGUAUCAACUUUGUGUUUGUAUAAAAGGUGGCCUGCAUUUACUUCUCAUGCAAAUGCACGGUUACAACAAAUUGUUUGCCUAUUUUCCGUUUGUAUGAAGAACACCACUGGACCACCCGGCCGCGACGGCGUCGUGUCGGCGGAUGGAUCCGCGCGAGACGCUUGGCGGAAGCUUGGGACUUGCUCUGGUUGUUACUUUACUGCUGUAUAUCAGAUUAUCAGUAUCGAUGUGUUCUUGAUGUGUCUGUAUAAUGUACUGUUAAGAGUUAAAAGACUACCAGUUAAGACUGUAAUUCAUGUUAAAUCUUCGCCGAAGGUGGUGGAAUUAAGCAGAGGUGUACUGGCCUUUUCUUUCUAAACCGUGACACAGUGUGCCUUGCCGAGUGAAUGAAUGAAAUAUCUGAUUCAGGCCAGGCACUGCUUGAACGUGCGGCUCCCAUCGGUCCAUCUCGUAUCGAUAAGGUGUCUACAGGGAAGCGGCUAAAAGCUGCUCUCCUCCUCCUCCCCCUCCUCCCUUCUCCACCUCACCGACUACCACCCAUGGCUCAGCUCAUCCCUCUCUCCUCCGCUGCACCCAGCUUCCGUCUCGCCGCGAAGCCAGGCAAUGGCGUCCCCCGCUUGUCCGUGACGUCCACCCGCUCCGCUGCUCGUGUGAGCAGGAGGAGCGUGAGGCUCAAGUCCCUGAGCAUCAGGUGCGAGCAGGGAUCGAAGAGCGGCCCGGGGCUGGACGUGUGGCUCAGCCGCGGCGCCAUGAUCGGCUUCAUCGGGGCGGUCGGGGUUGAGCUCACCACCGGCAAAGGCGUGCUUCAGAACGUAGGGCUGAUGGCGCCGCUGCCGGCGUUGGCGCUGGGGCUCACCGGAGUGGUUGGGGUCGUCACAGCGUUUAUCAUCUUCCAGUCUGGAUCGUCGGACUGAUCAAUCACUCUAUGUUAAUUUUUGCUGAUAUGAGAAAGGAAAAAAAUAUAUCUCAAGUUGUCUUU